GAAACGAAAAACAAAAACGAACCGAAACAACUUUUUCGACACCAAAAAACCGGUAUGAAUGUACGAUUGGUACUCCUACAGUAUAAAUGUUUUGCAUUAUUGGCGAACUGUCCGGCUUACGCGUCUGAAGCCCGUCGGUUUCGUGGGGACUAUAUACUGAAACGCGGAAGAGAAAAACACGGCCGGGUCUGCUUGUGUGUUGGCUGAAUGGAGGAGGAGAGACUCUUCCUGGUGAAUAAACAGUGACAGCUAUAGGGCACGGACUAAUACCCAUUUCACAGCACAGGCACACACCUUAUCCUUUACAAUAAACACAAAAAAUGGCUUCUGACAGUAAACACGUCGCGCAGUUGAAAUCUGAGCUGUACUUCCUAAUAGCCCGAUUUUUGGAAGCUGGACCUUGCCAAAACGCAGCAGAGACCCUGAUCAAAGAAGCGCAGGAGAAAGAGCUGCUGCCGAAACGAACAGACUGGACGGGUAAAGAACACCCCGGGACUUACGAAAAUUUGGUGAAGCUCUACCGGCACAUCGGACCGGACCACCUGCUGCGGAUAUGCCAGUGCAUCGGACCGCUCCUGGAGAAGGAGAUGCCGGCCAGCGUUCCUGGAGUGCUGACCCUCCUUGGAGCUGGGAGACAGUCCCUGCUCCGCACGCACAAGAGCUGCAAGCACGUGGUGUGGAAAGGGUCGGCCUUGGCCGCACUGCACUGUGGGAGACCCCCAGAGCCCCCCAUCAUCUACGGAAGCCCCCCAAAUAUCGUGGACACGGCGCACUGUCGGAGGCUGAACGGGACGUACCGUCUGGGCCAGCUCGUCCCCACGGCCGUGUACCAGCACAUGAAGAUGCACAAACGCAUUCUGGGUCACCUGUCCUCCGUGUACUGCGUCACAUUCGACCGCACCGGCCGCCGGAUCUUCACGGGCUCUGACGACUGCCUGGUGAAGAUCUGGGCGACGGACGAGGGCCGUCUGCUGGCCACGCUGCGCGGCCACGCGGCCGAGAUCUCCGACAUGGCCGUCAACUACGAGAACACCAUGCUGGCGGCCGGCAGCUGCGACAAGAUGAUCCGCGUGUGGUGCCUGCAGACCUGCGCGCCCCUGGCCGUGCUGGAGGGCCACGGGGCCUCCAUUACCUCCCUGCAGUUCUCCCCCCUGUGCUGCGGCACCAGGAGGUACCUCUCCUCCACGGGGGCCGACGGCUCCAUUUGCUUCUGGCAGUGGGACGCCAGGACGCUCAAAUUCAGUCAGAGACCCAGCAAGUUCACAGAGAGGCCCAGACCCGGUGUCCAGAUGAUCUGCUCCUCCUUCAGUGCAGGUGGGAUGUUCCUGGCCACAGGCAGCACAGACCACAUCAUUCGGGUGUACUACUUUGGGUCCGGACACCCAGAGAAGAUUUCAGAGCUGGAGUCUCACACUGACAAAGUGGACAGUAUACAGUUCUCUAACUGUGGUGAAAGGUUUGUCAGCGGAAGCCGUGACGGGACAGCGCGCAUCUGGCACCUCCAGCAGCAGGAGUGGAGGAGCAUUCUCCUGGACAUGGCCACCAAGCUGCCUGGUAGGAAUAACCCCCCGCCGCUGGAGGACAAGGUGACCAAGCUGAAGGUAACCAUGGUCGCGUGGGAUCGCCACGACAACACGGUCAUUACGGCGGCCAACAACAUGACGCUGAAGGUGUGGAACUCCACCACCGGGAACCUCGUCCACGUGCUGAUGGGGCACGAGGACGAGGUGUUUGUGCUGGAGCCUCACCCCUUCGAUCCCAGGGUGCUGUUCUCUGCCGGACACGACGGGAACGCCAUCGUGUGGGACCUGGCCCGCGGCGUCAAGAUCCGCUCAUACUUCAACAUGAUCGAGGGGCAGGGCCACGGGGCGGUGUUUGACUGUAAGUGCUCUCCGGACGGGCAGCACUUCGCCUGCACAGACUCCCACGGACACCUCCUCAUCUUCGGCUUCGGCUCCAGCAGCAAGUACGACAAGAUCGCCGAUCAGAUGUUCUUCCACACGGACUACCGGCCGCUGAUCCGGGACGCCAACAACUACGUGCUGGACGAGCAGACGCAGCAGGCGCCCCACCUGAUGCCCCCGCCCUUCCUGGUGGACGUGGACGGGAACCCCCACCCCUCCCGCUUCCAGAGGCUGGUCCCGGGCCGGGAGAACUGCCGCGAGGAGCAGCUCAUCCCCCAGAUGGGCGUCACGUCCUCGGGGUUGAACCAGGUACUGAGCCAGUCGGUGGGGGACGGGUCCAGUCCGCUGGACAACAUGAUCCAGCGCCUGCAGCAGGAGCAGGACCAGAGGCUGUCCUCCGACCCAGUGAUCGGACCUGGAUCUCGGGCCGGGAGAGGUUCGGUGAGCUCCCCCACGGAGGUGCACUCCCCGCCGAACGUGGGCCUGAGGAGGAGCGGGCAGAUCGAGGGGGUGCGGCAGAUGCACAGCAACGCCCCGCGCAGCGAGAUCGCCACGGAGCGCGACCUGGUGGCCUGGAGCCGCCGCGUCCUGGUGCCCGAGCUCCCGCCGGGCGUCGCCAGUAAGCAGGAGAAAUGGCGGGCAGCCCGAGGGGAGGAGGAGAUCGCCACCUACAGGUCAGAGAAGAGGCGACGGGCGCCCAGCCACAUUCACAGGGAGCCCAAGCACCACGCCCCAGAGCCCUCGGGGGAGGAGCCAAGGCGUUCCCAGGGCAACCAGCACAGCUACCACACCCGGGCGGCCGUGGAGGAGACAUCCCGGCAGAACGAGGUUGCCGAGGACGACAACAGCUCCUCAGAGGGUGAGGCGGAGGUGCGGCCGCAGAACGGCGAGACCUCGGAGGAGGAGCGGGACGGGAAGGAGAAGGAGCCCUGGCCUGACGACAACAGCAGCUCCAGUGACUACUCCAGUGAGUACUCCGAUUGGACGGCGGACGCCGGGAUCAACCUGGAGCCGCCGAAGAAGACGGCGCGGCACAAGAAGAAGAAGGCGGCCAGCAGCUCGGAGGAGGACAGCGACAAGAAGAAAGACAAAGAGAGCAAGAAGGAGAGGAAGAAGGACAAACCAGACAAAGACGGCGCGCUACCAAAGAAGAAGAAGCCAAAGGAGCGGAGGCUGAAGGGUCUGACGCUGGAGGAGUGGUUGCCCUCAGCCUGGAUCACUGACACUGUGCCUCGGAGAUGCCCCUUCAUCCCACAGAUGGGAGAUGAGGUGUACUACUUCAGGCAGGGGCACGAGGCCUACGUGGAGAUGGCCAAGAAGAACAAGAUCUUCAGCAUCAACCCCAAAAAACAGCCCUGGCACAAGAUGGAGCUGAGGGAGCAGGAGCUGAUGAAGAUCGUGGGCAUUAAGUACGAGGUGGGUCUGCCCACGCUGUGCUGUCUGAAGCUCGCCUUCCUGGACCCCGACACCGGCAAGCUGACCGGAGGAUCCUUCUCCAUGAAGUACCACGACAUGCCCGACGUCAUCGACUUCCUGGUCUUGAGGCAGCAGUUCGACGACGCGCGUGACCGCCAGUGGAGAAUCGGCGACCGGUUUCGGUCGGUCAUCGACGACGCCUGGUGGUUUGGUACCAUAGAGAGCCAGGAGCCGUUCCAGACUCAGUACCCCGACAGCCUGUUCCAGUGCUACAACGUCUGCUGGGAUAACGGAGACACAGAGAAGAUGAGCCCCUGGGACAUGGAAGUUAUUCCUAGUGACGGCCGAGCUGACCCGCUGUCUGUCCCGCCCCCAGCGCUGUUUCCGGACGAGCUGGGCCAGAGCGUGCCCCUGUCCCGGGAGGAGCACCGCCGCCUCCUCUUCCAGCCCCUGGAGGGGGAGUGGGGCUCCCGCACGCGCAACGCCGAGUGUGAGCGCAUCAUCGGCGGGAUCGACCAGCUCCUCACGCUGGAUGUCGCGGCUCCGUUUGCCUUCCCUGUGGAUCUGCAGGCGUAUCCGACCUACUGCACCGUCGUGGCCUACCUCACCGACCUCAGCACCAUCAGAGAGAGGCUGAAGAACCGCUUCUACAGGCGGAUGUCGUCACUCAUGUGGGAGGUGCGCUACAUCGAGCACAACGCACAGACCUUCAACGAGCCCGGAGCGCACAUCGUCAAAACCGCCAAAUUCGUUUCUGACCUCAUGCUGCAGUUUAUUAAGGACCAAAGUUGCACUGAUUUACUUCCCCUGUACAACAGCAUGAAGAAAAAGACCUUCUCUGAUACUGAGGAGGAGGAAGAUGAAGAUGAAGACGACGCUCCGGGAACCUCCACCCGGAAGAAAAAGGAGCAGAAGCCGGUGCCGCGCAGGUUGAGGAAUAAGCCCCAGCCCUGUGAGCUGAAGGCCUGGAGGACUCGCUGCAAGGAGCUGCUGGACCUCAUCUUCCAGUGCGAGGACUCUGAGCCCUUCCGUCAGCCUGUGGACCUGCACGAGUACCCGGACUACAGAGACAUCGUGGACACCCCGAUGGAUUUCGGGACGGUCCAGAAGACACUCCUGGCGGGGAACUACAAGUCCCCGAUCGAGCUGUGCAAGGACGUCCGGCUGAUAUUCAGCAACUCCAAGGCCUACACGCCCAGCAAGAAGUCCCGGAUAUACAGUAUGAGCCUGAGGCUGUCGGCCCUGUUCGAGGAGCACGUCACCGCCAUCCUGUCGGACUACAAGUCGGCGCACCGCUUCCAAGCGGGCAACAAGCUGACCUGCCUGAGGAACAAACGGGCCCGCAGCCCCUCCCCCGCCAGCAGCACCGCCUCCAGCCCCGAGCGGAAGCGGAGGGCCAGCAGGGCCCCCCCGAAGCCCGACGCGGCCGCCUCGUCCCUGUCCCCGGGGCCCGCGCGGCCCCCGGCCCUCAGGCAGAACCUGCCCCUGCUGAACGGCCGGGCGGAGUCCCAGGCGCCCGUGCGCACGCGUAGCUCCGCCCGCUUCAGCAACCACUGCGCCGCCGAGCCCCCCGCGGCCUCGGCCCCGCCCCCGGGCCCCGCCCACCACCGCGCCGGCCCCGCCCACGGCAAGACGGGCCCCGCCCACGGCAAAACAGCGACGGAAUCGCCGAAAUACCUCAGAGCCCACAACUCGAUGUCGCCGGCGAGCGUCUCGAACGACGCGGACCACGGCCGGGGGUCCUCGUCCACCGACAUCGCCCGGGCCACGCGGCGGAAACUCAGAACGCCCGUGCGACACCAGCCAGCGACGGCUCAGAACAGCAUGCAGCUGAACGGCCACAGCAGUCAUGUGACCCUGGGCGUGGGCCGAAGGGGGCGGAGACCGAAGGUGGAGACGGUGGUUGCCAUGCAACGGGCAGCCCAGCGAACGCCCGCGCCGGCCACGCCCAAGACCCCUCCCGCGCCCGCGGAGCCUCCCGCCAAGCCGCCGGGGAAGAAGAGGGGCCGCAAGAGCAAGAAGGAGCUGGAGGCGCUGCGGGGGGAGGCGCUGCGGGCGGGGGCGCGCUGGGGCGCCGCGGCCCAGGAGGAGCGCGAGGAGGAAGAGGAGGAGGAGGAGGAGAGGGAACAGUCCACCAGCGACGAGGCUGGCACCUCCUCCGCGGGCCUGGAGGCGGGGCAGCCCGAGCAGGGGGCGGGGCCGGGGCGACCCCGCCGCGGCAGGAAGCCCAAGGCCCUGAAGGAGCGGGAGGAGGCCACCUCCGCCGCGAGCCCCGCCCACAGCCCCGCCCCCGCCCCCUCCAGCCCCAAGGUCCUGAGGAGGAGCAGCAGGAGGCACAACGAGGAGCCGGCCCCGCCGCCCCCGGCUGCCCCCGCGGAGAGGGAGGCGCAGCGGCUGGGGGCGGAAGAGGGGGAGGCGCGGGGCGGGGGGGAGGAGGACGAGGAGGAGGAGGAGGAGGAUGAGGAGGAGGACGGGGGGGCGUCCAAAUGCCUGAUGAAGACGCGGAACCAGGGCCGCCGGACGGCCUUCUACAACGAGGACGACUCCGAGGAGGAGCAGCGGCAGCUGCUGUUCGAGGACGCCUCCAUCAACUUCGGCACGUCCAGCAAGGGCCGCGUCCGCCGGCUGACCGAGAAGGCCAAGGCCAACCUCAUCGGGUGGUGAGACGCCUGGACGGACGGACACACGGACGGACAGACGCGCAGACCGUCGCGCUUUACGGAUUCCUCCCCCGGGAGCGUGAAGCUCUCUCCCUGACCGGGUCGCUCGAGGACACUGCGAAUCUUUGCUGCUAACUUUGUACAUUCAGCGGUGAACCUUACCUGCUUCGGGACCAACCAAAACACAGGGAGAGAGAGAGGGGGGGGCGAGGGG
Conger conger (European conger) is the source of this 6194-nucleotide messenger RNA. RefSeq names its product pleckstrin homology domain interacting protein (gene phip). The coding region runs from base 321 to 5984 and encodes 1887 amino acids. Lineage: Eukaryota; Metazoa; Chordata; Actinopteri; Anguilliformes; Congridae. Gene Ontology annotation, cellular component: nucleus. Gene Ontology annotation, molecular function: protein binding. The record is from RefSeq and is a predicted model, not a curated record. Gene Ontology annotation, biological process: regulation of transcription by RNA polymerase II; regulation of cell shape; cytoskeleton organization. The transcript has 40 exons.